Halichondria panicea is the source of this 2360-nucleotide messenger RNA. RefSeq names its product myelin regulatory factor-like protein. NCBI's taxonomy places the organism in Eukaryota, Metazoa, Porifera, Demospongiae, Suberitida, Halichondriidae. The coding region runs from base 255 to 2360 and encodes 701 amino acids. Gene Ontology annotation, cellular component: nucleus; endoplasmic reticulum membrane. Gene Ontology annotation, molecular function: DNA-binding transcription factor activity; sequence-specific DNA binding. Gene Ontology annotation, biological process: protein autoprocessing; positive regulation of DNA-templated transcription. The record is from RefSeq and is a predicted model, not a curated record. The transcript is spliced from 17 exons.
UUGGGUUUUCUAAUGGUUUUCUAUUUCAGUUCCCAUGAGAAAACACUAAUAAUCUCACACUUGUUUACAUUAGUUGGCAAGAAGAACUACAAAAUGUAGACUGUUUAAUUAUAUCGAGUCUACAUAAACCACACAGUUGCAUUGCAGAAAGAUGAAUUUGUCUCCAAGAUCACAGUAAUCUUUGGUUAGUUGAGCAGAGUUACAGCACUGGACGGUUCCUGGUACCAUCUCCCACUGCCUUGCACUCUUAAGCGAUGUCGUCACCAGCAGAGCUCAAGAACGCUGAAAAACAAAGCGAUGAGGAGCAAGACAGCUACAGUACCGACUCACCCACCAGCAGUCAUAGCUCCUCUCCAAACACACCCACUAACUCUGUGCUGCUAAAAGACUCGGAACACAAUACUGCAGUCAUCCUAAAAUCGGAAACAAGUGAAUCCCGCUCUCUGCCCAAUGGAGAAUCCAAUCUACACAGCUAUUCGGCAAGUCUAAACAAUCAAGAAGCAGCAACUUUAGGACAGGCUGCUUCAGGCUAUGGACAGUUGCCUCCUACCAUGCUGUUACCUCCGUACAAUUACAAGGCAACUCAGUCGACGCCAGAAGGCAUUUCACUGAGCAACUAUGUAAAAAUGAUGACAUUGCAACAGGGGGGUGGAGCUGGAGGUCCCCCUAUAUACCCUAUGCCAGGUGCCUUUUCGCCUGCUGGUCUUCUCACAGAUGCCCCAGGCAGUGAGCUGGCCACUGUCAUCACGCCGACCACCAUCACUCCUCCAUACCAAGACAUGGGUUACGCCGCUCAGUGUCUCCUAAUGAACCAGGCUCAACAGUUAGGGCCCUUCCCAACUGGCUUUCAACACCACCCUCUAGCUAAAGCAAGUCAAAUACCAGCUCAUGGCAUAAAGCCUGUGGAUGACAAACACAGUCACUUGGCGUAUCAACAAGACAUGGCUCGAAUGCAUGCAAGCUCUUCAUUUCGUGGACAAGCGUCUAGACGGUCUAUUAAGCGGUCUCAUGACCACUCCAUGGAGCCAGAUGACGAGAGAGGGGUUGAGUCUGGUCUUGAGCAGCUGGCUGAACGAGGGUCUCAGUUUCCAGCCGAGGGGGAUGGGGGUAGGGACGAGAGACGAAUAGUCAAUUCCGAUGCAGUGGAUAGACUACCUCACCAGCUGAAGUGGCGAGCACACAUGGUGGAGAGCUGGCAGGGAAUGUGUGAUGCGGCACUCAUUGACAUCCACAAUAUUGGGUUCCAGGUGGAAACAGAUAAAGGUUUCAACUUUUCCAUUAUUGAUGACUCUUUUGUGUGUCAGAAGAAGAACCAUUUUCAGGUGACCGUGACAGUGCUGUUCAAACGAGCACCAAAGUUUGUCAAAAUGAAAAAUGGAUCCAUCCAACCAAUCGAGAGGUUCACAUUGAAUCUCCACGGCAUAAGAUUUGAGCAGGUGAACAGCAGCAUCCAGUUGGAACAGUCACGCUCAGAUCGAACGAAAAUUAGAUACACCCCAGACAUGAUUGAGAUUCCGGACAAUCCAGAGAAACCAGUGAAGCGUACCGUCGGUCGUCUUCAUUUCAGUGAGACAACACAUAACAACAUGAGGAAAAGAGGUAAACCAAACCCGGAACAGAAGUAUUUUUCUCUUGUGGUUGCUCUGCACGCUGAAACUCCAGACAACUCACUACCAGUUUGUGCCCACGUUUCAGAGAGAAUCGUUGUUCGAGCUUCUAAUCCUGGCAACUUCGACAGUGAUAGUGACUACCUCUGGUACAAAUGCUCCAACCCUGAGAACAUCUUCCACCACGGACGAGUUGGUAUCAACACAGACAAGCCUGAUGAGGCACUCACUGUACAUGGCAACAUUCAAGUCACCGGCCAAGUGCUUCAGAUAUCUGACAGCAGAGUGAAAAAGAAUAUACAACCAGUGGUCUCUCGACAUCACCUUGACAACAUAUCACGACUCAAGCUCUACUCCUACCAGCUGGCCACAGGAGGGGGAAGUGGUGAGAUCAGCCCAACACCAGAGGAGGGGACGAGGCAUCGCACACAGGUUGGGUUGUUGGCACAAGAGGUUCAACAAGUGAUACCUGAUGCUGUCAUGGAAACAAAUGCUGAGGCUAAGUUGAGUGAUGGCGUGUGUGUAAAGAAUCUACUAAUGGUGGACAAAGAUCAGGUCUUGAUGGAGACCAUCGGAGCAGUGCAGGAGCUCAAGAUCCUCACUAACAAGCUAAGUGAGCAGGUGAAUGUAUUGAAAAAGGCACAGGCCCAGCCCUGCCUCCAUGAUCUGCAGCAGUCGCCAUGGGGACAUUCUAAACUAUGGAUAGCCAAUACCAUGCUGAUAGUUAUUGUCGUUUUAUUACUGUUUAUUUAA